AUGAGCGAAAAGCUCACGCGAAUCGCCAUUGUUUCGAACGAUAAGUGCAAGCCUAAAAAAUGUAAACAGGAAUGUAAAAAGUCAUGCCCGGUGGUGCGAAUGGGAAAACUCUGUAUCGAGGUCGAUGGAUCAUCGAAAGUGCCUCCUGACUGGCAAGAGAUUCUGAAGCAUUUUCGAGGUUCGGAACUUCAAAACUACUUUACCAAGAUUUUAGAAGAUAACUUGAAAGCCCUUAUCAAACCCCAGUAUGUUGACCACAUUCCCAAGAUGGUCAAGGGUAAGGUGGGUGAAUUGCUGGAUGGAAAGAAUGACGCAAAUAAGAAGCAGGAGAUGUUGGAUAUCUUAGAUCUCAAUGACGUGGUGGACCGAGAAAUUUCGCAACUCAGUGGAGGAGAACUUCAGCGAUUUGCCAUAGCGAUGAGUUGUGUUCAGAAAGCUGACAUUUAUAUGUUCGACGAACCCUCGUCCUACCUCGAUGUCAAACAAAGAUUGAACGCCGCUCGGACAAUACGGUCACUUCUCAAUCCAUCUUGCUUUGUUAUUUGUGUCGAACACGAUUUAUCAGUCCUGGACUACCUUUCAGACUUCAUAUGUUGUCUCUACGGACUGCCUGGAGCCUACGGAGUAGUAACGCUUCCUUUCUCCGUCCGAGAAGGUAUCAAUAUCUUUCUGGACGGUAUGAUCCCUACAGAGAAUUUGCGUUUCCGCGAUGAAUCACUCCAUUUCAAGAUCGCAGAUUCAGCAGAGGACAUGGUGAUAGAAUCUUCGCGUAGCUAUCAAUAUCCAGGGAUGACCAAAACGCAAGGCAACUUCAAGUUACACGUCAAACCGGGAAAUUUCACCGAUUCUGAGAUUAUCGUGAUGUUGGGCGAGAAUGGUACUGGCAAGACCACCUUUGUAAAGCUCAUUGCAGACAAGAUCAAACCAGACGAGGCCGACUUAUCUCUACCAUACAAUCCAGAAAGAGUUUCACUCAAACCUCAAACUAUUGCACCCAAAUUUCCUGGAACUGUUCGGAUGCUACUUAUCAAGCAGAUCAAAGAGAAUUUCCUGGCUCCUCAAUUCAUUGCCGACGUCAUCAAGCCUCUGAACAUCGAAGGGUUGAUGGACCAAGCAGUAACAACUUUAUCUGGUGGUGAACUUCAGCGUGUUGCGUUGAUCUUAGCCUUGGGCAAACCUAGAACAGAUAUAUAUCUGAUUGAUGAACCGAGUGCAUACCUGGAUUCAGAACAACGUAUCAUCACAUCCAAAAUCAUCAAGCGUUAUAUCAUGUCAGUCAAGAAGACGGCCUUCAUUGUCGAGCACGAUUUUAUUAUGGCGACCUAUUUGGCCGAUCGUGUGAUAGUCUACGACGGUAAACCAUCGAUCGAAGCCACAGCUCACUCUCCACAGGCUCUUCUAGGAGGAAUGAACAAGUUCCUUUCUUCCUUGGAGAUCACUUUCCGACGUGAUCCGUCCAAUUUCAGACCGCGAAUCAAUAAGACGGACUCCUUGAAGGACAAAGAGCAGAAAGCCGCGGGCUCGUAUUUCUUCCUGUUUGAUGCAUCAUGCCAGAGGGUCAGAUAUGAUAGCGGAAAACUGUCACUAGAAGCUCGUCCUGUGUCUGGCUUCUCUGCGCAGGCGACAUGGGAACUUGUGACCGCCGAUUGUCGGCAUAAUGCCAUUUCGAGUGUAUACAGCCUCGGUCAAUAG
Messenger RNA from Melampsora larici-populina 98AG31, 1692 nucleotides. RefSeq lists its product as uncharacterized. Gene Ontology annotation, biological process: translational termination; ribosomal subunit export from nucleus; translational initiation. NCBI's taxonomy places the organism in Eukaryota, Fungi, Basidiomycota, Pucciniomycetes, Pucciniales, Melampsoraceae. The coding region runs from base 1 to 1692 and encodes 563 amino acids. Gene Ontology annotation, molecular function: iron ion binding; ATP hydrolysis activity; ATP binding. The record is from RefSeq and is a predicted model, not a curated record. The transcript has 12 exons.